AACAGAAGAGGACGCGGCUCGGCUCGCCUACUAGACCGUGUUAAGUUUUCGGGCAAAUUGCGCGCGACUUUGACGAAUUCCAUUCAUACUCAUCGUGUUUGUAUAUUGGCAUAUAUAUAAGCCCAGUUGCUGAACAUUUCUUGCUCCAAUUUGAUUUGACUACGGGGUGUGUGUGCGCGCCUGAAAAAAUAACCAUCGGUGGGUGCUACUAUGCAAUACUGGUUCAAAGUUUCAAACCAGGUGACUGGACCAUCCAUCCAUCCGGGCUGUCCCUUUAUAUACCCACCGCGUCCAAGAAUCAAUCAUCGUCGUCUACUCAUCCAUCGCCCGAAUUCCUCCGUCUCCCUCCCACCCAUUGACUCCCCCGCGCGCGCUCGGAGAAGAGAAAGGCGUCGACCGGAUCGGGAUGAAGCAGGAGAAGGGUCAGGGCGGCGGCGGCGGGAAGAAGCUGGGGCGGUGGCUGGGCGCGCCGGUGCGGGCGCUGUCGCGGGCGUGCGACUCGUACGUGCGCAAGAUGUCGGCGUGCGCGGGCGCCAUGCCCACGCAGUACGCGGGCGCCGUGGGCCGCGGCGGGGCCGGGGCCAUGCGCAUGCAGGCGGCCACCUUCAGCUCGCGCUCCACGCGCCGCGGGGACGACGACGUCGGCGAGCUGGUCCGCGCCAUGUCCCAGCGCCAGCAGGGCAGCGGCGCCUCCCCCGCGGCCGCGGCCGUGCCGCCCAGGAGCCGGAGCGUGGGGGUGGGGCGGAUCGACGAGGACGCGCCGUGCGACUUCGGCGCCGACGCCGGGCGCGUCGGCCUGCCGCCCCCGGCCGUGCGCAGGAGCCGCAGCGCCGCCGUCGGGAGCGGCCUCCCGCCGCGCGUCGGUGGCGGCGGCGGGUUCGGCGCCGCCACGAUCAAGAAGGCUGCCCCCGCCGGCGUCGUCGUGCACGGCGGCUAGCCGAGACCGGCCGGCUGGCCGGCCGGCGCGUGCGAUGGCACAGCACACUCUGUACGUGUGCCCGCGUGUACGGACGGACAGUCACUGCACGCGGCCGCGGUGUGUUUUUUAGUCUUUUCGGUCGCAUCUUUCGUCUGGCAGGAUGGUUUUGGCCUUUUUUUUCCCGUGUGGUUGUGUCUUGUGUGAAUUGCACAUUUUCUAGUGGUUAGAUUUUGUCAGAACCUGGAAGCAGUUAGCAGCCCUGCAUAGCAUACUGCAUACACAGCCCAAAUCAAAUGUUGUUAAUUGGUAGAGUACACAUCUAAGAAGCAUGUGACGUGCCACAUAUAGUAAUGUGUAUCGAUCCAGAGGCCAAUCCAAACAAGUUCGGUGCGUACGCAUUUUAAAAAAUUUGAGAACAUGGCAUGCUGACAUUAUGCUAUGCUCGUGUCAUACA
Aegilops tauschii subsp. strangulata is the source of this 1373-nucleotide messenger RNA. RefSeq lists its product as uncharacterized. Lineage: Eukaryota; Viridiplantae; Streptophyta; Magnoliopsida; Poales; Poaceae. The record is from RefSeq and is a predicted model, not a curated record.